UUCCACCGGACUACCUUUUCAGUAUUUCCGUUUUUUCCCGGGAAUUUUCCAGUGGGACAACCUGGAAUAAAACGUUAAGUGUACGUGUCAAGGUCACAGGAAGUAUUUGUUGUUUACCCAGAAACGGAAAGCUGACGUCAUUUUGGUAUCACUCCACCAGGUGCGGUAAUUGGAAAUGCGGAAAGUAACCUUUGUUAGUCGACGGUUUCUUUUCGAAGUUUUUUCCCUUAUCGCUUAAAAUCACAGUGCUUUCUAAGAAGCAAAAAAGAUAACUGAAAAACCCAGACAGCAGUGAAAAGUGAUUUGACGCAUUCAACUGAGAUUUGCUUCGGGUUUUGUCGAAGUUUAGAAGGGUUCAUCAUGCGUGUACACGUCAAUUUAUUGAACGCAAAGACAAUUUCUGUGGAAGUGCAAUCUUCAGACACUGUCAAGAAGCUGAAGGAAAUAAUAUCUAAAGCUACUGGAAUUUCGCCUGCCUCUCAACGUCUCUCGCAGAAAAGAAAUGGCAAAGAGAUCGAUCGUCGUACCAUUAGUGUGGGAAAUUUGAUUAAACCGGACUCGCUCAUUUAUGUCGCCUACAAAGAGCUGACCUCAAUAAAUUCAUUUUAUAUUAAUGCUGUGACCGGAAAAGGAAGAGUUCUGACGGUAACUCUGGAAGAAGGACAAUCUUCCACAGUCAACGAUCUGAGGAGAAAGCUUUCGAGUCGGGCAAUGCUUGGUGUUCCAGUACGCAGCCUGUUUCUGCGGCGUAUAGACUCGUCUUUCAAGAACAAGUGCUUAGCAGAAUCCUUUAACAGUUUGGAGGAAUCUGGUGUCAAUCGUGGUUCAGUUGUGUUCGUGCAAAUUCAUCCAUAUGAGGAAAGCUGGUUCCAUGGGAAAAUAUCCUGUGACCAAGCAGAGCAGAUCAUGUCUUCUGCAAUUGGUGGACAAUUCCUUAUCAAAGAGAGUUUACAUUAUCCUGGAGAUUAUGUCAUUUUUGUUCGUAUUGAUGGAAAAACCAGGCACUGGAGGGUGUCCUGGAGCAAGACAAUGCAGUUUACAAUUGAUGAUCAAGAAUAUUUUGACAGCAUCACCAGCAUGGUGAAAUACUACCAAAACAACACAGGAUGUCAUUUGCCAAUCAAACUGACGGAGCCUGUAAGCAGACAAGAGGUCACCAAUGGAAGUGCAGAUGAUUCCUCCCUGCGUACAGGGGAAGAUGAUAACCUAGAAAGAGGAAGUCUUUACACAAAUCCAGUUUCAGAAAUUAAUCUUACUGUGAUAGUUGGUCAAGAUACUUACUCACUUCUAACAAGUCCUUUCUAUCAAGUGGAUCAUUUGAAGAAACAAGUUGAAGAAUUGAGUGGAGUGCCUGUUGACUCUCAGUUAUUAAGACUUAACGACAAGGCAUUGGUGAUGCACAAUUUUUCUCUGAGAGACCAUCAUAUUUUGAACAAUGCAACUAUUCAUGUCCAAGUUCACCCAUGGAAUGAAGAUUGGUAUGUUGGCAAAAUGUCAGAGAAAGAAAUAGAAUCUGUUGUCAAGAAGCUGGGCCAAUUAACAGAUGGAAUGUUCCUCAUCAGAGAUAGUUCUAGUUCUCCAGGAGAUUAUGCUCUUUUGGUUUGGUUUAAGGGCAGGCGUAGGUCCUAUCGAGUGUCUUAUAAGAAUCAGUCCUACAACAUUGAAGAGAAAUUGUUCUUUGGCAGCCUGUCUCAGUUGGUAGAGCAUUAUAAAUGCCAGAGUGGUCUUCUACAAACACUUCUAACUGAGCCUGUGAAAUUUAAUAGAGAACAGCAAGGUCUCAUUCCACCUGCCUUUCUAGCAAGAGGUCCCAAAGCCAAAGAGGCUUACCGAAGAGCUUUAGAACACGGUAAAACAUGCGAUAUUCGUGUGAGAGUCAUGCUGAUUGGACAAGACCAUGCAGGCAAGACAAGUGUUAAACGAUCGCUUAAGGGUGACGAGUUCAACAGAGAUGAGGCAAGAACAGCAGGUGUGCAGAUGGACCCCCCUUUGUUAAGGGUCGGAAAGAGGCCAUGGAAACCAGAAUCCAUUUCUAAUGAGCUACCUAUUACUAUGUUUGAUCACAAGAGUGCUCAGUUGGUGGCCAGGCAGUUAUCAAGAGACCAUGACGAACCAAUCAUGUCACCCAGUAAAUCUGCUACUUCUGAUGUACACAAUGAAAAACCUGAAGAUAGACAAAGUCUGUCCAAUGGGGUGCACAGCGAAGGAGAUGAUUUUAAUUUUGAAAAAAAUCACACACGGACCAGUAUUCCAUCCAGUGGUUACGGAAGUUCAUCAAGUGGUGACAGGAGCUCUCGAGACUCGCCCACGUUUCCACAUAUUGAACGUAAAGUGUUGAAUGUUGGUGUUGAAUCGGAGGGGAAAAAUCCCCUUCUUGAACCCACUUCACCAAUCGUUCAAGAUGAAGUGUUUGCUAGAGACCCCGAACCUUUCCGUGAUCUGUCACAGGAGAUCAUGACCUUGGUAGAACGUAUUCUUAAAGAAGACAAUCACUCGGUUGGUGCAGAUCAGAUAUGGCCAGUGAUCUGGGAUUUUGCUGGCCAAUCCCUCUAUCACGCCUUACAUCCCAUCUUUAUGUCGCGUGAAGCUGUGUAUCUACUUGUGUCUGACUUGAGCAAAGACCUGUUCGAAAAGGCAGACGACAAUGUAAAGCAAACGGAAAAGCCAGGUUUCAGGACGGCAACAAAGAGCGAGUCUAGUCUCGAUCAUCUCAUGAAGUGGAUGGAUUUGGUUCACUCUUUUCAGGACCCAACCCUUAAUGCCUUAGAUAUACAAAGUUGUGCCCAGCCUCCGGUCAUCUUGGUUGGUACUCAUGUCGAUAAAGUGACUGGAGAUCCAUGGGAUGCCAUGAAUAAUAUCCUCAAGAGUUUUGAAGGGAAGGCCUUUUCAUGCCACAUUGUCGACGACAAAUUUGUUGUCGACAACACUCGUGCUGGACAGCCUUUCGAACGUGAGGAUCAAAAUGUCCAAAGACUCAGAGAGAAAAUUAUCUCGGUGGCAUCAACAUUGCCUCACACCAAACAACUCAUUCCUCUACAAUGGCUCCGCGUUGAGAAAUUACUUCAUCGCUUAGCCAGCAAAGGAUACAAGCACAUCACCAAAAUGGAAUUCAGGGAAAUUUCUAACAAAAUUUGCCAGUUCGAAGUGGAAGAGGACAGUGAGGAAUUGUUGCAUUUUUUGUGCGACUGCGGUGCAGUUCUUUACUUCAGUCACGAGUCGAAUCUGUCCAACAGCCUGGUGAUACUCGACCCGCAAUGGCUGAUCAAUGUAUUCUGCGAAAUUCUCAAAAGUGUCCCAAGCAAGAAGGAUUUAAUUCAAAUUCGGGAGAAACGCCGCAUUCUUGCUGAAGAUGGGAUCUUGUCCAAAGAACUUAUUAACUAUACAUGUAAGAAACUUGACCUUCAAUUCCCCCAAGAAACGUUACUUUCAAUCAUGGAAAAGUGUAACCUCAUCUGUCGCUGGAAUGAGCAAAAUGGCAAAGAGGUGUAUCUUGUUCCCUCGAUGUUUACGGCUAAACCAGACGGAGAGAUAUCUGGACUGAUUGGUCAAGGGAAGCUUGCCCCAAUUUACAUUCAAUUUUCCUCAGGAUAUGUUCCCUAUGGCUUGUUUUGCAGAUUUCUGACCUUGUUUGGUCAACAAAUUUCUCCCAAGUGUCCUGCCACACCUCCGAAGCUUUUUGCAAACGCAGCUCGAUUUUUUCUCGGCCAGAAAAGCAACUACAAUUUGACGAUAGCUUGCUUCAAGAGUGUCAUAGCAAUUCAUCUGUUGUUUGAAGGGAAGUGUGAGGUUGGACGAGAAACGGCUUCCAUCAGCAAACAUAUCUGCAGGUUAGUGUUUUAUGUAAAUAAAUGUCAUUUGGAAUCACACAAUUUCGAUGUUGUUCAGCGCAGGAGCGAAAAGUUUAUUGACUAA
This is a messenger RNA of Stylophora pistillata, 3912 nucleotides long. RefSeq lists its product as uncharacterized. The record is from RefSeq and is a predicted model, not a curated record. Lineage: Eukaryota; Metazoa; Cnidaria; Anthozoa; Scleractinia; Pocilloporidae. Gene Ontology annotation, biological process: enzyme-linked receptor protein signaling pathway; cell migration. Gene Ontology annotation, cellular component: cytoplasm. Gene Ontology annotation, molecular function: receptor tyrosine kinase binding; signaling adaptor activity.